AUGCAUGCUCCGACGACGCAUCAUUGGCAGAGUGUUAAACGGCUUCUUUGCUAUGCUUCUGGUACUCUUCACUAUGGUCUUUCGAUUCGCCGCUCCCCUGCUGCUGAGUUGGAGUGGGUCCAGAACCUUCUUCAUGAGCUUCACCACCCGCUGGCCACUGCUCCUACUCUCUAUUCCGACAAUUUAAGCGCCACCUAUUUCAGCUCCAAUCAUGUGUUUCACUCUCGUAUGAAGCAUCUCACUCUUGACUACCACUUCGUUCGUCGGCUUGUUCAGGCUGGCCGGCUUCAUGUCUCUUACAUUCCGACUACCCAUCAACUUGCGGAUGCUCUCACCAAACCACCGCCCUCCACACGUUUUCUUCUUAUGCGAUCCAAGAUUGGCGUCGUUGAUACAUCCUCCAUCUUGCGGGGGCGUAUUAGAGAUAAAUGA
This is a messenger RNA of Linum trigynum, 432 nucleotides long. Lineage: Eukaryota; Viridiplantae; Streptophyta; Magnoliopsida; Malpighiales; Linaceae. The record is from the annotation of a GenBank genome assembly.